AUGGCGGAUCGCGACGCGCGCGGCGGCAUCUACGGCGGCACCCACACCGGCCAGCAGGGCGGCGGCGGCCGGCCGGUCGGGGAGCAUGUGAAGGGCAUGAUCCACGACAAGGGCCCCACGGCGUCGCAGGCGCUGACGGUGGCGACGCUGUUCCCGCUGGGCGGGCUGCUGCUGGUGCUGUCGGGCCUCGCACUGGCGGCCUCCGUGGUGGGGCUCGCCGUGGCCACCCCGGUGUUCCUGAUCUUCAGCCCGGUGCUCGUCCCUGCCGCUCUGCUCAUCGGGAUGGCCGUGACGGGGUUCCUCACGUCGGGCGCGCUGGGCCUGGGCGGGCUCUCCUCGCUCACGUGCCUCGCCAACACGGCGCGGCAGGCGUUCCAGCGCACCCCGGACUACGUGGAGGAGGCGCGCCGCAGGAUGGCGGAGGCCGCGGCGCACGCGGGCCACAAGACCGCGCAGGCCGGGCACGCCAUCCAGAGCAGGGCGCAGGAGGCCGCCGGAGGCGGCGGCGCCGGUGCCGGCGGCGCGGGCGGCGGCAGGGCGUCCUCGUAAACGAGCCAGCACACGGUGCUACUACAUACUACGCGGACACGGCAGGGUAGCGGAAUGCCCGUGUUCGUGUCCGGGAUUUGCUCGUCUCCCCGACCGAGUGUGUUUGCUUGUCGCCUGUGGUGUGUUCGUGCUGGGUGCCGGGCUACCGGUGCGUGGUGUCUGUGUUCCUCAUCGCUUCGGUUCGGAGCUGUGAAUAAGUAGCUAGGGGGAAUAAGGGAGGUGUCGGGCGCAUGUGUGUGUCUGGGAGGAAACGUUGGAGCUCGAUCGAUGGCUAGUGUGGCUGGGCACUGGGGUUGGAUAUAUGUGUUGUGCAUCAGCGUGGUAUGCUCUUCUCGGUCAUGGAAAGCAUUGGUGAAUGUAAUGUCUGUCUGCUGAAUAAUUUCGUCAGUUUUGUUAUGUUGGGA
Panicum hallii is the source of this 953-nucleotide messenger RNA. RefSeq names its product oleosin Zm-II-like. Bases 1 to 549 code for a protein of 182 amino acids. Gene Ontology annotation, biological process: seed oilbody biogenesis; lipid storage; response to freezing. Gene Ontology annotation, cellular component: membrane; monolayer-surrounded lipid storage body. The transcript has a single exon. The record is from RefSeq and is a predicted model, not a curated record. Lineage: Eukaryota; Viridiplantae; Streptophyta; Magnoliopsida; Poales; Poaceae.